CGGGGCCCCGGGCUUGGGAGCAGCCCAUAUGGUUGGCAGUCCUCAGCCUCAACCCCGCACCGAUUGAGGGGGUCCAAGCGCUGGUCGCGGUGCUCGGGCGCUCUGUCUGGUGGAUGGCCAGCUCUCGCACCGAUCCGGAGACUGAGCCCGAAUCCGUGUUCCCACGGGAGGUCGGGCUCUUCACCGACUCUUACUCGGAGAGCAGCCGGUUCUGCUUCUGUGGGCACGAGCUGAGCAUCACGCAAAACUUUGGGUCGCGCCUUGGGGUGGCAGCAUGCGUGUGGGAUGCGGCUCUGAGUCUGUGUAACUAUUUCGAGAGUCAAAAUGUGGAUUUUCGAGGCAAGAAGGUGAUCGAACUGGGCGCAGGGACGGGCAUCGUGGGAAUCUUGGCGGCGCUGCAGGGGGGGGAUGUUACCAUCACUGAUUUGCCAGUGGCCCUAGAGCAAAUCCAGGAUAACGUCCUCGCUAACGUGCCGCCCGGAGGCCGGGCUCAGGUGUGCGCCUUGUCCUGGGGAGUUGACCAGCAUGCCUUUCCUGGAAACUAUGACUUGGUGCUGGGGGCAGAUAUCGUGUACCUGGAACCCACCUUCCCGCUGCUGCUGGGGACCCUCCGACACCUGUGUGGGCCCCACGGCACCGUCUACCUGGCCUCCAAGAUGAGAGCAGAACACGGGGCAGAGACCUUCUUUCAGCGCUUCCUGCCUCAGCACUUCCACCUGGAGCUGGCCCAGCGGGACGAGAACGUGAAUGUCAACAUCUAUAGGGCCAGGCACAGGGGGGUGACACCUCCUGGACAGCACCCCUUCUGUUGACCUAACUCUGGUCUCAGUGGGGGAAUGGCAUCCCUCCAGGGCCGCGAACACCAGGACAGAAGAAAAGGAUGGGUCGCCCGUCUUCUUCCUUCCCUCUUCCCUUUGGUUCCCCUAACCAUUCUUGGGAAGGAGCAGAAGGGUGGCUGGCUGCUUGUUAGGAAUGGCAGAGCCCUAGAGGCUUUGAGUGUAAAGCACAAAGAAGGCAGCCCACACCCGCCUUCAGAGGAAGGCGGUCAGCAUAGUUAGGAAUAAGGGAGGGAAUGGUAUGAAUGGUCCCUGCAGAGAGAUCACCACUGGUCGCUUCCAGUUCUUUAAACGGCAUGAACUUUUUUUUUUUUAAUUUGGCUUUUUCAAGACAGGGUUUCUCUGUGUAGACCUGGCUGUCCUAGAACUCACUCUGUAGACCAGGCUGGCCUCAAACUCAGAAAUCCACCUGCCUCUGCUACCCAAAUGCUGGGAUUAAAGGCCUGGCCCUUCACUGCCUGGCCUGGCCUGAACUUUUUAAAAAAAAAACACAUUCUUUGACAUUUUUUAAAGGGAAAACUGGGCAUUAAUUAUCUCUUCUGUAUCUCUAAGCAUGUAACUAUUGCCAGAAAGCUGGGUCCCGAGAUGCCUCAGGACACCUGUUUCUUGCCUGCUAAAAUAAGAGUCUCAAUAGGACAAGUCUUCCUAGACCUGAACCCUGGGAGGAGAAUCAGAGAUGUCUCCUUAGGCUGUAGCUUCUUUGCAAAAGCUCAAGACCUGAUCACAGGCAUCAUAUCACGUACCAAAUUCUGGACUCGGUGCUAGGUUCUUCCAAUCUCUAGUUCUUCCUUCCACGUUCAGGCUUUCCUUCUUGUUUUCCCUUCGGUUCUUGCCUCUCUUCCUCUGGAGCAGUCUGGCCAGAGAUCUUACCCUUUAGGCACACAACCAUCCAUCUUUGGUGUGUCUGCCACUGUUCUCUUAACCUCGAUGCCACACCUCAGAAUCUUGCCAUCUUCCAAAACCUGCUCUAAUUAGCUUCUACUGCAAGAAGCUACAUCUUUGCUUGCCGUGCAGGCCACACACACACACACAUACACGCCUGCUCCUAAACUACUUUGUAUCUCAAUCUCCUACUCUGUUUCUAUUACACUGUACUUUAGCCUUACUGCUUUGUUCUGUAAGUCUAUGCGGGCAUGCCCUGACUUCUCCACUUUCCCGAUGAUUCCCUUCCAGGAAGGGCCACUGCUCUCUGUCUAAACUUAUGUCUUGCUUCUGGAAAAUCAAAAAAAAAAAAAAAAAGAAAGAAAGAAAAACAAGAGGGAAAAAAAAAACCCUUCUCCUGAGCUUUCUGUUUGAAUGUGAUUUCCUUAAUCGGAGAUCUUUUAACUGUUUAAGGACCUUAUAUUGCCUUACCUGAUUCUUGUUUCCUAAGACCAAUAGAUACAUUGGAGGGCAGAGCUAUGAUUUAUUCAUCACUGAUGCCCUGAAACUGGCAUCACAUGUGUUCCCCAGAUAUUUUGCUAAUUCAGCAAUUAUUUCUUGUUGGAGGAAUUCUGCUUCUCCAGGUGACCUUGGACAAUUUCCUGAGCCCACCUACCUUCCUGCCAUUUUUCCCUGAGUCAUAAAUGGAUAAUGAAUAUGAAAGUACAUUGGAAAUAAAGAAACAAAGUAUCA
Molecule: messenger RNA, 2450 nt
Organism: Apodemus sylvaticus (European woodmouse)
Lineage: Eukaryota; Metazoa; Chordata; Mammalia; Rodentia; Muridae
Gene: Eef1akmt3
Product: EEF1A lysine methyltransferase 3
Exons: 3
Coding region: 114-812 (232 amino acids)
Biological process (GO): peptidyl-lysine methylation
Cellular component (GO): cytosol; cytoplasm
Molecular function (GO): protein-lysine N-methyltransferase activity
Source: RefSeq, a predicted model, not a curated record